This is a messenger RNA of Aphanomyces astaci, 432 nucleotides long. RefSeq lists its product as hypothetical. The coding region runs from base 1 to 432 and encodes 143 amino acids. The transcript has a single exon. The record is from RefSeq and is a predicted model, not a curated record. Lineage: Eukaryota; Oomycota; Saprolegniomycetes; Saprolegniales; Verrucalvaceae.
AUGUCCAUGAUCUCCCAAUCCAGUGGAAUCAGCGCCGUCGGCCGCGUCGAUUUCUUCACGUCGAUCAACUUGCCAUCGUGGAAGUGGAAUGCUUUGCCACACAAGGCCUUCCGUUCCAGCAUGGCGUCGUUGGUCGACUCGUUGUCUUUCGUCGCAAUUGCUGGGGAUGCUGCCAUAGGCGACGAGCCUGUGGCAGCAUCUUCUUCAACCUGGGGGUGCUGGCCCAUGGAUCGACGAUAUCGUAUAAUCGGGGCCGAUUUGCGCCGAACGAGCUCUUUCUCCACCAAUUGCUUCUCCAUUUCGCGAUCGAACACGAGUUGUCGCCGCUGCUCGGACGUCCGUCGUGGGGUGGACGAUGCAGCUGGAGAGGUGUCGGUGGGUGGAAACAUGCUUCGAAUCUCUUGCUUGGUGAGGCGCAUAGAUGGCUGGUAA